GCAGAAGGCUUAGAAAUAUUUCCUGCUUCUCUCCCUUGGCCUCCUGGUUUGGCAAUGAAAAAAGUCCAGUUUCCGCCCUGUGAUUGUUCCAGAAAACCAAGGAUUGCUAAAGGCCAUUGUGUCACGUUUGCCCAAUCCUUGCCACUUGACAGCCUGGCCCUCCACGCCACAUCCCCUGCCCUCCCCCUCGUCUCCUCCCUCUGCCCUCUCCUGAUUUCCACACCCCUGGCUGCCGUGGGACGGGGAGGCCUGAUAAAAACAGGCUGGCGUCCGUCACUGAGCCAGCACCAUGGUGCGGUCUGCGGCCUGCACAGGUUUGAUGGUUCUGCUGACGAUCCAGUGGGCAAUGCGGAGCUGAAGACGCUGCUGGCCACUGGGGGCUGGAACUUCGGCACGCAGAAGUUCACGGAUAUGGUGGCUACAGCCAACAACCGACAGACUUUUGUCAACUCGACCAUCAAGUUUCUUCGCAAAUAUGGCUUCGAUGGCCUUGACCUUGACUGGGAGUACCCAGGGAGCCGGGGGAGCCCUCCCUCGGAUAAGCAGCGCUUCACAGCCCUGGUGCAGGACCUGGCCAGCGCCUUCCGGCAGGAAGCCCAGACAGCAGGGAAGGCACGCCUCCUGCUGAGCGCAGCCGUCCCAGCCGGGCGGCGCUGCAUGGAAGCUGGAUACGAGGUGGACAAAAUUGCUCAGAACCUGGAUUUCAUCAGCCUUAUGGCUUACGACUUCCAUGGCUCUUGGGAGAAGACCACAGGCCAUAACAGCCCCCUCUACCAGAGGCAGGGAGAGAGUGACGCCGCGGCCGAGCUGAACGUGGACUCUGCUGUGCAACGGUGGCUGCGGAAGGGGACCCCCGCCGACAAACUGAUCCUUGGCAUGCCCACCUAUGGACGAUCCUUCACUCUGGCUUCCUCCCUGGACACUGGAGUGGGGGCCCUAGCCACAGGGCCUGGAACUCCUGGUCCCUUCACCAAAGAGCGGGGACUGCUGGCUUAUUAUGAGAUCUGUUCCUGGAAGGGGGCUGCUGAGCGCAGAACUGAGGACCAGAAGGUGCCCUAUGCCUUCCAGGGCAACCAGUGGGUGGGUUUUGAUGACGUGGAGAGCUUCAAAGCCAAGGUCAGCUAUCUGAAGCAGAAGGGACUGGGCGGGGCCAUGGUCUGGACACUGGACAUGGAUGACUUUGCUGGCUUCUUCUGUAACCAGGGCCAAUACCCCCUCAUCAAGAUGCUGUCAUUGGAGCUGAGUCUCUCACGUGUGCCUCUGGGCCCCCCAGAGCCUGAAGCUCCCGCACCAGGCCAGCCCUCUGAACCUGAGCAUGACUCCAGCCUUGGACAAGAUGCUUUCUGCCAGGGCAAAGCUGACGGGCUCUACCCCAACCCUCUGGACCGGUCCAGCUACUUCACUUGUUCAAGGGGGUGGCUGUUCCAGCAAAGCUGCCCGAGGAGCCUGGUGUUCAGCUCUUCUUGCAAAUGCUGCACUUGGAGUUGAGUCUCCACGGCCCCUCCAGCCCAUCACUCCCACGGCCCACCUUCCCAGCUGUCCCUGGUGGCUGCAAUCUGGCUCCUUGCGUCUUUCCACAAUCAAACUUUCUGUCUCAGCCUUGGGUUCCUUUUG
Molecule: messenger RNA, 1614 nt
Organism: Vicugna pacos (alpaca)
Lineage: Eukaryota; Metazoa; Chordata; Mammalia; Artiodactyla; Camelidae
Source: RefSeq, a predicted model, not a curated record